Arvicola amphibius (Eurasian water vole) is the source of this 2527-nucleotide messenger RNA. It is a transcript of the gene Gcnt4, whose product is annotated as glucosaminyl (N-acetyl) transferase 4. NCBI's taxonomy places the organism in Eukaryota, Metazoa, Chordata, Mammalia, Rodentia, Cricetidae. Gene Ontology annotation, molecular function: acetylglucosaminyltransferase activity. The transcript is spliced from 3 exons. The record is from RefSeq and is a predicted model, not a curated record. Bases 190 to 1599 code for a protein of 469 amino acids. Gene Ontology annotation, cellular component: membrane.
GCCCACUUACAUCUAGGAGACUCCUGCCGGCCCGGAACCCAGCGUGCUGGGGACAGCCCGGAGUAGCAGACACCUGAAAGACUCCGGAAGAGGCACUGCAGGAAGAAUCGUGCUCUAAAGAAGCAGUGUGGAGAAUGACUUUCACGUCCCACAUUUCCACUGAAGCCUCUGUUCUUGCUACUCUACAGAAUGAAGAUAUUCAGAUGUUGCUCUAAAUACACACUCCAACAGAAGCUCUUCGUCCUCUUCUUAACGCUAUGGCUGCUCUCCUUGUUAAAGCUUCUAAAUGUGGGCCGGCUCCUCUUCCCUCAAAGAGACAUUUACUUAGUUGAAUAUUCCCUAAGUACCUCCCCUUUUGUGAGGAACAGGUUCCCCCCCAUCCGGGAUGAAGUCAGGUAUGAAGUUAACUGCUCAGGGAUCUACGAGCAGGAGCCUUUGGAGAUCGGCAAGAGUUUGGAAAUCAGAAGACAAAACAUCGUCGACCUAGAGGAUGGCGACGUUGUGAUGAUGACCAGCGACUGUGAUGUUUACCAGACCCUCAGACGCUACCAUGAGAAGCUUGUUUCGAGAGAGGAAAAGAGCUUCCCAAUAGCCUACUCGCUGGUCGUCCACAAAGACGCCAUUAUGGUUGAGAGGCUAAUUCACGCUAUUUACAACAAGCACAAUCUUUACUGCAUCCAUUAUGACCUGAAGUCACCAAGCGAGUUCAAAGCCGCCAUGAACAACUUAGCUAAGUGCUUCUCCAAUAUCUUCAUCGCUUCCAGACUGGAGGCUGUGGAGUAUGCCCACAUUUCCAGGCUCCAGGCUGACUUGAAUUGCCUAUCAGACCUUCUCAAAUCUUCAGUUCAGUGGAAGUAUGUCAUCAACCUGUGUGGGCAAGACUUUCCCCUCAAGUCAAAUUUUGAAUUAGUGUCAGAGCUGAAAAAACUCCAAGGCCAGAAUAUGUUAGAGACGGUGAAACCUCCUACUGGCAAAAUGGAAAGGUUUACUUACCACCAUGAGCUCAGACCGGUGCCUUACGAAUACAUGAAGCUCCCAGUAAGGACAAACAUCUCCAAGGAGGCUCCACCUCAUAACAUUGAGGUGUUCGUAGGCAGUGCCUAUUUUGUUUUAAGUCAAGCAUUUGUUAAAUAUAUCUUCAACAGCUCCCUUGUUGAAGACUUUUUUGCCUGGUCUAAAGAUACAUACUCUCCCGAUGAGCACUUUUGGGCUACCUUGACCCGGAUACCAGGAAUUCCUGGAGAAAUUUCCAGAUCAGCCCAGGAUGUGUCUGACCUACAGAGUAAGACCCGCCUGGUCAAAUGGAAUUAUUAUGAAGGCUUCUUCUACCCCAAUUGCACUGGCUCGCACCUUCGAAGUGUGUGUAUCUAUGGCGCUGCAGAAUUACGAUGGCUUAUAAAGGAAGGGCAUUGGUUUGCUAAUAAAUUUGAUUCUAAAGUGGACCCUGUCUUGGUUAAAUGUCUAGCAGAAAAACUUGAAGAACAACAGAGAAAGCUCAUCACUUUGUCUUCACAAAAGUUCAUUACAGUUAAAAAACCCAAAGUCACACGUCAUCAUAAGAGCACCAUGGAGCUGGGAAUGUCUAAUACAAAGAGUUAAGAUGGAAUUGUGGACCUAAGCCUUGCCCAACACCAUUGGGACUUAAUGCUUUCCAAGGUUGAACCUUCUCUAGAAUUCCAUGCAUGGACUUUGAGCCUACAGUUGGUUGGUUUUUGAAUGCUGGUUUUACUUGUUCUCUUACUAAGUCAGAGAUCUCAAAUGUUUAGUGAUAUCAAGUUUAUUGAGCACCUGACAGUGCUCCAGGCACUUUAUGGAAAGACAUGCAGGGAUUAAAUUCAAGUCGUAAUGAAUUGUGCCCUCAGGAAGCAGUGCUCACCCUCCUAACAUGGCAACUGCAGUGUUUUCGUGUUUUCUAUGUGAUAAUGAGGGUACUACUGGAGAGGACUUUGGAGUACGAGCUAAUCACAGCCACUAGCCUCUGAGUGUAUGAGUGUGAGGCCAGCUCUCUACCUGUUUCUUAGUCCAGCAACCAAGACACUUUUGAACUAUUAAGAUUCCACUACCUCAGAGAAACGCAAAGAAUUGUCUGAUCGCCUGCUUGCCAAAGUGUAACUUACCUUUCGGUGCCUCACUUUUUGAUUCAGGGCAGAUAGAAUGCUGCUGGUGUGCUAUUCGUCGGGUAUGAUUGUCUGAGAAGGCAGAGGGGCCGGGUGGUAGGUGGGUUGGGACAGGUAAUGUCCAAAGAGGAGCAAAGGGUCUCUUUACUCAUCGUUUGCACAACAGUGUCAUGAACAACUCUCUUUCUAAUUCGUUUGUUCUUUAAAGCACACAUACUAAUGAAAAUCAAACUGACUACUAGUUCAAAAAUGUCACCCAGCAGAACCUCAGGCCUAAGGUAGGUUGACAUUGAUUGUGGAUGUGAUGGCGUCUUUGCCACAGUAGCACGCUUCUGAUGGAGUUGCUAGUUCUGUCUUACGUAACUAAGCCAGGGAGUAAUUCUGAUUGCUUACACACUUUUCUUUUUCAG